AUGUUAGCCUACAUAAUCGGGCUUACUGUAGCUGCGGUUGGCGCUGUUGUAAGUUUUUUUUAGUUAAAACAGUGAUUUACUAGUAUUUUAAGCUCCUUUAAUUUGAAAUACUGGUUUUGUAGGUUGUUGUAUGGUAUAGGUACUGUCUUGUAAGAUAUUUUUGUUAUUUCCUAUUUUGUUCUUGACCAAUAAAUUGAGUUUCUAGACUUUUCUGAUCAAUUUUUGACCGGUAAUUUCAUUUUCGUUAGUUUUUUCUUAUAAAAUCGUUUAUAAUGCCAGUUUGGUGAAAAAUUACAUAGAAGCCUCUGUCUAGUAAAACCACGUCUAUUUUUGUUACUUUCUACAAACUUUUCGACCAAGACGUAAAUUCAAAGUACCAAGUUUCUACAGUGGAACUCCUGUAUAACGAAACGCUCGCGGACUUGAAAUUUGUUCGUUAUAAAGGAGUUUCGUUAUACAGGAGUUUUAAAAGCACUAGUGGUAGACGGGGAUUCAAAAGCCGUUCGUUAUACGGGAUUUUCGUUAUAGAGGAGUUAGUUAUACAGGAGUUCCACUGUAGUUAUUUUAUUUUGAGACCUAAGCCAUUACCUUAAACUCACUCCUCUUUAGUUGUUACUCACCCUUCUGUUAAAACAAAAAAAACCUUAUAAAUUCUCAAGAAUCAGUAGCAAAACCUAUGUAAAACAAUAUUCUUCAGCAAUACAAAGGCUACACCAUACCAACCGAUAAAACCGGAAUUAUCGACCGGUCGUAUCGUUUCGAAAACUUCCCUAAAUUCAUCAAAAACGAAGACAACUUUCAUUAUUUUUGUAAGAAUGUGUACAACCUACAGAACGGCAUGAGUCGGCACGAUGCUGAGAACUGGGUCAAAAACUUUUGUUGCAAACGAAAUGAGAAAGAGGCUUGUAAAAAGUAUUUCGCGUUGGAACACAAGCGACAAGGGCUGAUCAACGCCACACUCGCAUAUUAUCAUGGCAAGGCCAAAAUGAGAAAACUGGCCAAGUCCAUCAUUGAGGAUGUUCAGGUAGGUUGCUAAAUACUAUAUAUGAGCCCCAAAGGAAAUUUUUUUUUAAAUUGAGAAAUCACCAAACCGCACAUCUUUCAUAAAAGAAGACCUCUCUAUCCUUCCCCUCUCACAUAAAAAACCAGCCCAAAAGUCCUAGCCUCUAACCAAACAUCCAAAAUUUCCUAUUCCAGCUAGUCAGAGGAGACAAAUGCUUGUCGAUUGCCGAAGAAUGUUAUAUUACAAAUGGCAUGAAGUCAUUGAUUCUCCACUACGAUCGUCACAUUGUGAAGACUGUCACCGAGAACUGUAGACAUCGAGCUGAAGUUAAGCCCUACUGGAAGAAGAAGACAUGUUAUUCACAGUUGGACCCCGCUGAGAAGAGUGUUUACGCCUUUUUGAGAUCGUAG
Molecule: messenger RNA, 1413 nt
Organism: Bursaphelenchus okinawaensis
Lineage: Eukaryota; Metazoa; Nematoda; Chromadorea; Rhabditida; Aphelenchoididae
Source: the annotation of a GenBank genome assembly